GCAUUUAGGGAGGGCAAUGAUGGGGUGGCGCAGUUUAUGCUCCAGAAGAUCACAGGUCAGAAAGCACAGUUAGAAUUACUGCAGGCUCUUGAUCGAGAACGCGUAGCCGCUAAAUUACUGGAGAUCGGGAAGUCGUUUCUUCGUAGCAAGGCGCGAGACGUUGGAGCUGUAGAGCCUGAAUCAGCCCGAGAGUCUGUGCCAUGGAUGCAAAAGGCCUUCACGAUGAUUGAGCACCUGGAAGACGUAGCAUCGCCUGGCUUACCAGAACUGAAGGUCAAUCGUGCUCGUAAUUUUGGAUCUCGGGCCUAUUUUCUCUCUUCCUCCCUUGAACCCGAGAAUCUGACCCGCGCAGAAGCUUCCUUGAAUGAGCUUAUUACGACCCUUGACUCCACCACAAACAGCGGAAGCCCGGAAUACCAGCAACUAAGAUGGAUGAGGAUAGCCGUGUUGAAACGCCGGAGGGCGUCCGAACUCGCUCUUAUGGACGGUAACUCCCCGAGAGGUUGUGCCGCACGAUUAGCCCACAAUAACCGCGAGUUUCCAGCGUUCCAGUCUGUUGUCGAUCACACGGCUUUGACGGAUGCCGAUGUUACAGAUACUCUAGUCACAGCUAUACACCGACAUUCGCUGAAGCGAAGCCUAGAAAUAGAGGGGGAGCAUGUUCUCAACUCAAUCGAUCGGCUGCUCUUAUCCUUGAUCCACCAUUGUUCCAAGGACCAAGACCAUGGAAGGGCCAUGGGGGACAUGGCCGAGGCAUUCUCAGGUACUAUGGACUGUUGGGUAUCGCAGCUUCUUUGGCAGUUUGGCGAUCGCCACUAUCAUGCGAAGCGAUGGUCGCAGGCAGCGGAGUGGUUCCUUGCGGGUGCCCACAGCAUCUUCAGCAGCAUGGGUACAUCCACCGAGGCGAAAUGCUAUAGGAAAGCUGCGUUGGCGCUCAUCCACGGGAAAGAAUAUGGCAGGGCGUAUACCGCUAUCCGGCACUGUCCCACGGAUGAAGCUGCGACUUAUUACGUUGUCUUCCUCACAGCAGUCCACCAAGCCAUCCGAGCUGUCAAAGAUAUGGUGAAUUCCUCUGACUUCGACCGGAACAUGCUCCUAUUGGCCACCCAAAUGGCCCAUGAAUCGGAACUGAAGUGUUUGCUCCUUACGAUUCUGGAUGCAUUACUGCAGACGCUGAAGGACGACGAGAGCAUCGAGACCGAGAUUGACGCGAUAACUAUAAUACGCUGUCUCGUCCGAUUGAUCCUCAAGUUACUGUCGGAACCAGGCGCGAACAGAUUCGAACUGGUCCAGGCCCUGAUACGCUAUCUGAAGACGGCUAAGUCAUGCUGUGAGAAGGCGGCAUCGAGGAAGGCAGGGGCUGUGAUUAGCAAGGACGUAUCAUGGCUAUGGCGAGCCGCUUACAACUGCGGUGUGCAAGGAUGUUCUGAAUGGGAAAGCUCACCAGAUACCGUUUCUGAUCUAUUCGAGGCCACCCGAGAGCUUUUAGAAGUCUACUGUCAGAUGGCCGCCAUGGACGUUGAUUCGGAUGUAUACCAAUAUAUUGUCAACGCUUCAUUCGCCAGUAUCUCAGGACGAGUCUUCAUGGCCCGAGAAAGACUCUUGCACGGCUCAAUCCCGGGGGAUCGAUUGAGGCCCACUCUCAAAAAUAUAGAGGAGGCCAAAGCUAGAAUCCAGGGCAUCCUUGGGAAGAACCUGAUUCGUCGUCAAGAGGACAUUCCCCGAGUUCGCUCCUUUCUUCACGUAUUGCGUGUUUUCCAGGUGGAGAUGUUGUGCCACCUCAAGGAUUGGUGCACUCUUUUAGAGACCGUUGGGGAAAUAGUGAGAGCCGAUGCUCUGGCUGUCAACACCUUCGAGGCAGUUGCCGAUAUCCUUUGGGUAGAAAAGGACUGCCCGACCGAAAGCAAGUACACUAGUUUGGGCUUCUUGGCACCGUGGUAA
Gloeophyllum trabeum ATCC 11539 is the source of this 1941-nucleotide messenger RNA. RefSeq lists its product as uncharacterized. The record is from RefSeq and is a predicted model, not a curated record. NCBI's taxonomy places the organism in Eukaryota, Fungi, Basidiomycota, Agaricomycetes, Gloeophyllales, Gloeophyllaceae. Gene Ontology annotation, biological process: regulation of synaptonemal complex assembly; meiotic cell cycle. The annotation marks the transcript as partial. The transcript is spliced from 15 exons.